Molecule: messenger RNA, 484 nt
Organism: Sinocyclocheilus grahami
Lineage: Eukaryota; Metazoa; Chordata; Actinopteri; Cypriniformes; Cyprinidae
Product: galactosylgalactosylxylosylprotein 3-beta-glucuronosyltransferase 3-like
Exons: 2
Coding region: 197-484 (95 amino acids)
Source: RefSeq, a predicted model, not a curated record
CAACUGAACCAAUUAAAAUCAAGAUAUCUGAUCUAAUUGCCACUGGAUGCUCUGGCUGUACUUGGGAAUCUGCAAAAUCAUCUCUUAUUUUUCCAAACCAAGCUGUUGUCAUGAUGCAUUCACUUGGGUUGUGUCCAUGAUCCGCGGUUUCCUCGUCCUCCAUCAGUGUUGAUUUCAGCAUCAGCAGCAGGUCACCAUGAGAAUGAGACUGAAGCUGAAGACUGUGUUUGUCCUGUACUUCAUGGUGUCACUACUAGGACUCAUCUAUGCGCUGAUGCAGUUGGGUCAGCGCUGUGACUGCAGAGGUCAUGCCAUGUCUAAAGAUCAGCAGAUCUCUCAGCUGAGAGGAGAGCUGCAGAAGCUGCAGGAACACAUCAAAACAUCAGAGCUGUCUAAGAAGACUGAUGUGCCCAAAAUUUAUGUGAUAACGCCCACAUAUGCAAGGUAUGUAGACAGCUUUUGCAAGAUUACAGUAGUGCAGUAA